UGGUAAACCAGUAAACCUUUCUCACGUCCCUUUCUCUCUCUCUCUCUCCCCCUUCUCGCUCAAGCUUUUCAGUUGCUUCUCAUACUUUUACUACUUUCCAUCUAUCUUUCUCAGCAAUCCAUCCAUUGUUUCCUUAUCCAUACACGCACACAAACACGCCAAAACGAAUCAGUAUAGCGAUCGGAAUUCAGUUUCUAUUCAUCUGGAAUCGAACGUUGAUGAUUUCAGCUACUUCCAGGUAGGUUAGAGCGAGCUGAAGCUUUUGUGGAUUAGAAUCUGGAGAAACAAUGGCUUCCAAUCGAAGAGGGUCCAAUCAGCCGCCAGGUGGCAGGCUGCUGCGGACUCAAACAGCUGGUAAUUUGGGCGCGGAGUCGAUGAUGGAUAGUGAAGUGGUGCCUUCAUCUCUUGUUACAAUUGCACCUAUUCUUCGUGUUGCUAAUGAAGUUGAACCCAGCAACCCAAGGGUUGCCUAUCUUUGUCGAUUCUAUGCCUUUGAGAAAGCACAUAGACUAGAUCCAACAUCAAGUGGUCGUGGUGUUCGUCAGUUCAAAACCGCCCUACUUCAACGCUUAGAAAGGGAAGAUGAAACAACAUUAGCGGGACGGACAAAGAGUGAUGCUCGUGAGAUGCAGAGCUUUUAUCGACAUUAUUAUGGAAAAUACAUUCAAGCCUUACAAAAUGCUGAUAAAGCUGACCGUACACGUCUUACAAAAGCUUAUCAAACAGCUGCUGUUCUGUUUGAGGUAUUAAAGGCUGUCAAUCUCCAUGAAGCUGUUGAGGUGGCAGAUGAGGAUGUGGAAGUACACAAGAAGGUUGCUGAGAAAACAGAAAUGUAUGCUCCGUACAAUAUACUUCCACUUGAUCCUGACAGUUCAAAUCAAGCAGUUAUGAGAUAUCCAGAGAUACAAGCUUCUGUCUCUGCUCUUCGUAAUACCAGAGGUCUGCCAUGGCCAAAAGGCUACAAUAGGAAAGUGGAUGAAGACAUUUUGGAUUGGCUACAACAUAUGUUUGGUUUUCAGAAAGAUAAUGUCUCGAAUCAAAGGGAGCACUUGAUCUUGUUAUUGGCAAAUGUCCAUAUUCGAAAAUUCACAAAGCCUGGCGAACAACCUAAGUUGGAUGAUGUUGCUGUUGAUGAAGUUAUGAAUAAAAUGUUUAGAAAUUAUCAGAAGUGGUGUGAAUAUUUAGGUCGCAAGCAUAGUCUUUGGUUCCCAAAUAUCCAAAAAGAAGUGCAACAAAGGAAACUUCUAUACAUGGGUUUAUAUCUUCUCAUAUGGGGUGAAGCUGCAAACUUGAGAUUUAUGCCAGAGUGUCUUUGCUACAUCUACCACCAUAUGGCAUUUGAACUUUACGGUAUGCUGGCUGGUAGUGUGAGUUCGGUGACUGGAGAGAAUGUUAAGCCUGCUUAUGGGGGUGAAAAGGAGGCUUUCUUGAAGAAAGUCGUGACUCCUAUCUACGAUACAAUUGCAAAGGAAGCUGAAAAAAGCAGAGGAGGAAAGACAAAACAUUCUCAAUGGAGAAAUUAUGAUGAUCUAAAUGAGUACUUCUGGUCAGUUGAUUGUUUCCGUCUAGGGUGGCCAAUGCGUGCUGAUGCUGAUUUCUUUCAUGUGUCUCAAGAAGCUAGGGAUAAUGAUAUAGAAAAACCUGCAAGCAGGGGUCGUUGGAUAGGGAAGAUUAAUUUUGUUGAAAUAGAUUCAUAUUGGCAUAUAUUUAGGAGCUUUGAUAGGAUGUGGAGCUUUUUCAUCUUAUGUUUACAGGCAAUGAUUAUCAUAGCAUGGAAUGGGUCUGGUAAUCUAAGUUCCAUCUUUGAUGCAAAAGUGUUCAAGAGAGUAAUGAGCAUCUUCAUCACGGCAGCAAUUUUGAAACUUGCACAAGCUGUGAUUGAUCUUGUGAUGAUGUGGAAAGCAAGGUUUAGCAUGUCAUUUCAUGUCAAACUUCGAUACAUUUUGAAGGUUGUUUCAGCAGCAGUUUGGGUUAUAGUUUUACCAGUGACAUAUUCUUAUAGUUUGGAUAAUCCUUCUGGAUUUGGAGAAACCAUGAAAAGCUGGUUUGGUAGUGGAGCAAGUUCCCCAUCUUUAUUCGUUUUGGCAAUUGUUAUUUAUUUGUCUCCAAACAUGCUUUCUGCAUUGUUGUUUCUCUUACCGUUUGUCCGUCGGUAUUUGGAGAGAUCGGAUUACAGACUCGUGAGGUUCAUCAUGUGGUGGUCACAGCUUCCGCUUUACGUUGGGAGGGGAAUGCAUGAAGACCCUCUUUCCCUAAUUAAGUACACAUUCUUCUGGGUUAUCCUCAUAGUAGCAAAGCUGGCUUUCAGUUACUACUUAGAGAUAAAGCCUCUAGUGGGUCCUACAAAAGCAAUAAUGCGAGUUCACAUUAACCGUUACCAAUGGCAUGAGUUCUUCCCCCAAGCUAAAAACAAUCUUGGCGUUGUCCUUGCACUCUGGGCUCCUAUUAUUCUUGUGUAUUUCAUGGACACUCAAAUUUGGUAUGCCAUUUUUUCCACAAUAUUUGGUGGCUUCUAUGGUGCAUUUCGCCGUCUUGGAGAGAUACGAACCUUGGAAAUGUUGAGAAGCCGAUUCGAGCAACUGCCAGUUGCAUUCAAUGAUUGCUUAAUUCCAGAAGUAAGAAGUGAAAGGACUAGAAAGGGCCUCAAGGCCACUCUAUCAAGUAGAUUCACAAAUAAGGCCACAUCUAAAAAAGAGGAUGCAGCAAGGUUUGCUCAGACAUGGAAUAAAAUAAUCACAAGUUUCAGGGAGGAAGAUAUAAUAAAUAAUAGGGAAAUGGACCUGUUACUCAUGCCAUACCGGGCAGAUAUGCAGUUGAAUCUUAUUCAGUGGCCUCCAUUUUUGCUUGCUAGCAAGCUUCCUAUAGCAUUAGAUAUGGCAAAGGAUAGUAAUGGAAGAGAUUCUGAACUGCAAAAGAGGCUGAAUUCAGACACUUAUAUGGUCUAUGCGGUCCGCGAAUGCUAUGCUUCAUGCAGAAAUAUUAUGAAUGAUCUAGUUUUGGGGGAUCGAGAGAAGGCUGUUUUGAACGAGAUAUUUGAGAUAGUGGACAAGCACAUAGAUGAGGGAUCAGUGUUAAGCCCGACGAUCGGGCUUGAUAUGAGCGAACUGCCUAGCCUCACUGUUCAGUUUGUUAAACUUAUUGAGUACUUGAUAAAAAAUGAUAAAGAUGACAAGGAUGAAGUUGUAAUUGUGUUACUUAACAUGUUGGAGGUGGUGACGAGAGACAUAAUAGUAAACGAGUCAAUUUCUAGUUUGAUGGAAUCAACUCAUGGUGGUGCUUAUGGAAAUGACGAAGGACCACAAGAUAAACGCUAUCAGAAAUUCUUUGCAGCUCUUAAUUUUCCAGUUACACAAAAUGCAGAAGCAUGGAAAGAGAAAAUAACAAGGCUACAUCUUUUGCUGACUGAAAAAGAAUCUGCUAUGGAUGUGCCAUCAAACAUAGAAGCCAGAAGGCGUAUUUCUUUCUUUUCAAAUUCACUGUUUAUGGACAUGCCUGCAGCACCCAAAGUUCGAAACAUGAUAUCUUUCUCGGUUCUUACACCUUACUUCAAUGAGGAUGUUCUUUUCUCUAUGGAUGCCUUGGAAAAGCCAAAUGAAGAUGGGGUUUCCAUCCUCUUUUACUUGCAAAAAAUUUUCCCAGACGAAUGGGAUAAUUUCCUUGAACGAGUGGGCUACAAAAAUGAAGAUGAACUGAAAGAUCAUCCAGAUAUGGCGGAUCAUCUUCGACAUUGGGCAUCAUAUAGAGGUCAAACGCUAACUAAAACCGUACGCGGUAUGAUGUAUUAUCGCCAAGCAUUGGAACUUCAAGCUUUCCUUGACAUGGCAAAAGAUGAUGAGUUGAUGAAAGGUUAUAAGGCUGCUUCAUCUAAUACUGAAGAAUAUUUAAGCAACGAACGAUCGUUAAUGACACAGUGUCAAGCAGUGGUGGAUAUGAAGUUUUCGUAUGUUGUAUCUUGCCAACAAUAUGGCAUCCAAAAACGAGCAGCAGAUUCGCGUGCCCAUGAUAUUUUAAGGCUCAUGACAACGUACCCUUCUCUUCGUGUUGCCUAUAUUGAUGAGGUUGAAGAAACUAGUGAUGAAAAACUGAAAAAAGUGGUUGACAAGGUUUCUUAUUAUUCAGUUCUUGUGAAAGCUGUACCAAAGUCCGGUGACUCUUCUGAUCUAGUUCAAAACCAAGAUCAGGUUAUAUAUCGUAUAAAACUUCCCGGGCCUGCCAUAUUGGGUGAGGGAAAGCCAGAAAACCAAAACCAUGCAAUAAUUUUUACACGCGGCGAGGGCCUGCAAACAAUAGAUAUGAACCAGGAUAACUACAUGGAAGAAGCAUUUAAAAUGAGGAACCUGCUUCAAGAGUUUCUUGUCACACAUGGCGUGCGGACCCCAACCAUUCUUGGGCUUAGGGAGCAUAUAUUCACUGGCAGUGUUUCUUCUCUUGCAUGGUUCAUGUCAAAUCAAGAGACAAGUUUUGUAACUAUUGGGCAAAGACUGUUGGCCAACCCGUUAAAAGUGAGAUUUCAUUACGGGCAUCCAGAUGUGUUUGAAAGACUGUUUCACUUGACCAGAGGAGGUGUGAGCAAGGCUUCUAGAAUUGUUAACCUAAGUGAGGAUAUAUUUGCAGGUUUCAAUUCUACAUUACGUGGAGGAAAUGUUACUCAUCAUGAAUACAUACAAGUUGGUAAAGGGAGAGAUGUUGGUCUCAACCAAAUCUCAUUAUUCGAGGCAAAAAUAGCCAACGGAAACGGGGAACAAACAAUGAGCCGUGACAUAUAUAGGCUUGGACACCGUUUUGAUUUCUUUCGCAUGCUCUCUUGCUAUUUCACGACCGUUGGAUUCUAUUUCAAUACACUUCUCACUGUGCUUAUCGUAUAUGUCUUUCUCUACGGCCGCCUUUAUCUUGUUCUCAGUGGACUGGAGAGAGAACUAACGACAAACAGGGCAGUUAUUAACGAUAAACCCCUUCAAGUAGCUCUUGCUUCUCAGUCUUUUUUCCAAAUCGGCUUUCUGAUGGCACUACCAAUGAUGAUGGAAAUCGGUCUUGAAAGAGGCUUUCAUAAAGCGUUUACCGAUUUUGUUCUCAUGCAACUGCAAUUAGCUUCUGUAUUUUUCACCUUUUCACUUGGAACAAAAACCCAUUAUUACGGACGAACUUUACUUCACGGUGGUGCACAGUACCGACCUACAGGCCGUGGAUUUGUCGUGUUUCACGCUAAGUUUGCCGAAAAUUACAGACUCUACUCUCGAAGCCACUUUGUCAAGGGCCUGGAGCUUUUGAUAUUACUUGUUGUCUAUGAAGUUUUCGGUCAAUCUUAUAGAGGUUCAAUCGCAUACAUAUUGAUUACAGUGUCAAUGUGGUUUAUGGUGGGAUCAUGGCUUUUUGCUCCCUUUCUUUUUAAUCCCUCGGGAUUUGAGUGGCAAAAGAUUGUUGAUGACUGGACAGAUUGGAGUAAGUGGAUAAGCAACCGUGGUGGAAUCGGUGUUUCGGUUGAUAAAAGUUGGGAAUCAUGGUGGGAAAAAGAACAAGAACAUCUUAUAUCUUCUGGGGUACGCGGUAGGAUCACGGAGAUGGUUUUGGCGCUUCGGUUCUUUAUAUAUCAGUUUGGGCUUGUGUAUCACCUCAGCUUAACCGAGAGCAAAAGUUUUCUGGUUUAUGGAAUUUCAUGGCUUGUGAUCAUUGGAGCACUUGUUGUAAUGAAGAGCAUGUCAUAUUGGAGAAAAACACUUAGUGCUGAUUAUCAGCUUCUAUUUAGAUUGAUCAACGGUUUUAUUGUGGUCGCAUUUGCCUCAACUCUAAUUAUCUUGAUUGCACUACCUCAUAUGACACUGAAGGAUAUAAUUAUAUGCAUCCUCGCAUUCCUGCCUACCGGCUGGGGACUACUUCUGAUUGCACAAGCUUUGAAGCCAGUCCUGAGACAUUCUGGAAUGUGGUCAUCAAUCAGAAGCUUAGCACAAUACUAUGAAAUAAUCAUGGGCUUGCUUCUGUUCACCCCGGUUGCAUUUCUUGCUUGGUUCCCAUUUGUUUCAGAAUUCCAAACGCGUAUGUUGUUCAACCAAGCCUUCAGCAGAGGUCUGCAAAUUUCGCGUAUUCUUGGUGGUGGUCAAAAGAAAGACAAAUCUUCCAACAGUAAAGAGUGAUCUUCCAUCACGGCCACGCUUGAUUGUUUUGCUGUCAUGUGUAAGUAAAAUACAUAGGAUACAUGUGCGAAUUAUAUGUAAAUGAUGCAUGUUUAUUCAUAGCAAGCUUAAAACUCUUGUUUUAUUGUCUUUUGAGCCCAGUCGAAUAUAUAUGUAAAUAUGCAGAAGCACAAUCAGUGUAAAUCACAGCAGAUAAAAGAAUUAUUGGCUGUUGCCAUAGUUGAACGUUCCUGCAACGUUAAUGAUUAAAAAUGUAUUGUUUUGAUCUAA
This is a messenger RNA of Helianthus annuus (common sunflower), 6398 nucleotides long. RefSeq names its product callose synthase 1. The transcript is spliced from 43 exons. The record is from RefSeq and is a predicted model, not a curated record. Gene Ontology annotation, biological process: (1->3)-beta-D-glucan biosynthetic process. Lineage: Eukaryota; Viridiplantae; Streptophyta; Magnoliopsida; Asterales; Asteraceae. Gene Ontology annotation, cellular component: plasma membrane; 1,3-beta-D-glucan synthase complex. Gene Ontology annotation, molecular function: 1,3-beta-D-glucan synthase activity. Bases 288 to 6128 code for a protein of 1946 amino acids.